Heterocephalus glaber (naked mole-rat) is the source of this 624-nucleotide messenger RNA. NCBI's taxonomy places the organism in Eukaryota, Metazoa, Chordata, Mammalia, Rodentia, Bathyergidae. The record is from RefSeq and is a predicted model, not a curated record.
AGGUCCCUCCCUUUCUGCUCUUACUCUCUUGCCCUCUCCACACCCAAGUUGCUCCCUAUCAGCUAGUGCCAAGGAACAGUGAGACACAAGAGGCUUUUCUCAGAUCAAAAGGAUAUGUUACCUGUGAAAGCUGCAGCAAAAAUGACAGGAGCUAAAGCCAUAGAUGUGAAGGGAAUCUUAACACUGAUGAUACUAAUGGUCAUCGUUUUCUUGCUGCUUCUCUUCUGGGAAAAGGAGCCAGAUGAGGAUUUAGUGGUGAAGUCCAUAGAGCACUUGAAUGUGGACUACCCAAAGAGCAGGAUUCCUGUGAGGUACUGUAACUCCAUGAUCCGACAAAGAGUCAUCAGGGAACCCAACCACACAUGCAAAAAGGAGCAUGUCUUCAUCCACGAGAGGCCCCCAAAAAUCAACAGCAUCUGCGUUUCUCCCAGGAAGAUGGUGUGCCCAAACCAUGCUACCUAUUUCUGCUUCCAGAGUGAGGCAAAGUUCAAAAUGACACUCUGCCAACUCGUUGGCGGCACAAUAUAUCCUGCCUGCAGGUACCACAUUUCCACCUUGGAGGGGUAUGUUCUUGUCACUUGUGAUAACUUGGGGCCAGUUAAUUUCCAGGGAUAUGUUGAGUAA